Balaenoptera musculus (blue whale) is the source of this 2544-nucleotide messenger RNA. It is a transcript of the gene NUP42, whose product is annotated as nucleoporin 42. The transcript has 7 exons. Gene Ontology annotation, molecular function: metal ion binding; nuclear export signal receptor activity. The record is from RefSeq and is a predicted model, not a curated record. NCBI's taxonomy places the organism in Eukaryota, Metazoa, Chordata, Mammalia, Artiodactyla, Balaenopteridae. The coding region runs from base 966 to 2228 and encodes 420 amino acids. Gene Ontology annotation, cellular component: nuclear envelope.
ACACUAGAGGAACUGUAGGGUGUCUCACCACACAAUGGAAAAGGUAGAUAUAGGAUUUGUGGGAAAGGUGGAGUUCAGGUAAAAUCUAAAUGAAACAGUUUUGAUAGUCUCAAAGCAAAGCAGAGCGGUGUAAAGAGGCAUCAACAUCACAUCUGGAGUGAAGUGGGUGUAGGGUCAUGUUCCCUUGGAAACCACAAAGUUAAGAGAAUAAGUAAUGUUCUUUUCAGGAACCCCUUGUCUGCAGCUCUGCACCUGAUUAGAAAUAGAAGCUGCUUCUCUGUGUCAAAGUGUCUUAGAUCCUCCAGGCAAGAGUGGAAUGUUUCAUUCUUACUGAUAAAAUUUCAAAUAGCAACGUUUACAUGGACUUUAAAGAACAAGGUUUCUCCGUUUAAGAAUGUAGUACUCAUCCAAAGACGCGGGUUGUUAUGAUACUUUUUAGUUGCAGUUUGUCCUUAAAAGAAACUGCUUCCUGUAAACGUUACAACUGGCUUUAUCUUAUACUGUUACCCAUCCUGAUGAAUGGCUGGGCAGAUUUUUACUUUCUCAGCAGUUACAAAUGAAAAAUACGACUCGAUCUCUCAAACCACAGCUAAUCCUCCUCUCAGGGCCUUGCUGAAGUUAUGGGUUUGCCUGACGAACUUUCUUUCCUCUCAUUUUGGACCUCAAGCCUCCCCUGAUGAACGAGACCCUACACCACGGUCUUCAGCGCCUUUCUUCACAUAACCUUUCAAUCAUCCUGCCUUCCCAGGCCACGCUCAGUGCGUGGGGGGCGGUCCCACUCUUCUCAAAUCCUAUUGGGUAAAAUCCACGCCUCUCUUCGCAUUGGGGGCGGGACAAGAGAGAAAGGGCCUUUCCCAGGCGCGAGAAGAUGACGUCACAGUAGCGGACCCGCGACCUCCGGUUGCUUUGGGCUCUGCUAGCUGAGGGUGUGGACUGAAAACAGUUCCGUCCGCGAUGCCGUCGCCAUGACCAUUUGUCAGUUCUUCCUUCAAGGCCGGUGUCGCUUCGGAGAUCGGUGCUGGAACGAACAUCCCGGCGCCGGGGGUUUGGGCGAAGGACGGCAGCAGCAGCUCUCAGGUAGUAACAGACGAGGAUGGAAUACCACCAGCCAGAGAUAUUCCAGUGUUAUCCAGCCAUCCAGUUUCUCCAAAUCCACACCAUGGGGGGGCAGCAGAGAUCAAGAAAAGCCAUCUUUUGCUUCUUUUGAUUCUGGAGCGUCAGCUAGCAGGAACAGUGGGUUUGGAUUGUCUCAGAACCCAUUUGCUUCACCUAACUCUGAUGGGCAGAAAGAUGAAAAGAAACUUCUGGAAGGAAUUGUGAAAGAUAUGGAGGUUUGGGAAUCAUCAGGGCAGUGGAUGUUUUCUGUUUAUUCACCAGUGAAAAAGAAACCUAAUAUUUCAGGUUUUACAGAUAUUUCACCAGAGGAGUUGAGACUUGAAUACCAUAACUUCUUAACAAGCAAUAACUUACAGAGUUAUCUACAUUCUAUCCAACAGUUAAUAAAUCAGUGGAGGAACAGGGUAAAUGAACUGAAAAGUCUAAAUACAUCAACUACAAUAGCUUUGCUCUCUGAUAUAAAGGGUGGAGUAAAUCAAGCAGCACCUGCGUUUGGAUUUGGCAGUAGGCCAUCAGUAACAUUUGGGUCACCAGGUUUUCCAGUGAAUAACAACAGCAGCAUUAAUGCUCAGAAUUUUAGUUUUAAACCAAGCUCUGGAUUUGCUACUGCCCCUUCUGGAAACCCUUCUGUGUUUGGGAAUACUCCAGCAUUUGGAGCUGUACCCUCCGCCAAUUCUGCCAUCACUGCUUCUACUCCAGCUUUUGGACUUGGGAAACCCCAAAUCACAUCUGCUGCUUCAUUUUCAUUUAAAAGCCCUGCAGCUUCUGGUUUUGGAUCAUCCGGGUUUUCAGCAUUUCCAGCUCCUAUGGCAGUAGGCCCUGUUGGAGCUCCAGAGGCCCCAGCCUUUGGAAGCGGCAGUUCUUCGGCUCGUUUUGGUAGUCUAGGCUCACAGUCUCACACUGCUUUUUCCAAGUCAUCCAGUGGCACCUUUGGAAACAGCAGCAUAUCCACUUCUCUCUCAUUCUCAAAUGGCAGCACCACAACAGAUAAUGUAUUAUUCACACCCAAAGAUCAACUAACAGCAGAAGAACUGGAACAAUUUCAAUCCAAGAAAUUUACUCUGGGAAAAAUUCCAUUAAAGCCACCUCCUGUGGAACUUCUAAAUAUUUAAACGAGUAAUUUUAAAUACAGAAAAGAACAGCUUUUAAAAUUGUUUUGAGUGGUUCAUAUGAAAGGACAGAUAUAUAUAUAUAUGCACAUACAUAUAUAUUAUAUAUAUAUACAUAUAUAUUUAUAAGAAGUAUAAACUUUCAAUAAUAGGAGUUUUUAAAUUUAGCAUUUUCUUCUUGAGCAUAACUAUUUAAGUAAAACAUAACAAAAACUCAGCAGCGGAUUUUUUUUUUUUUUUUUUUUUUGCUGUAAUUAUGAAUGGAACUGAAAAAACUGUCAGGGUGCACUGAAUAAAGUACUUUUCUUAUUCUACAUCA